Trichophyton verrucosum HKI 0517 is the source of this 1524-nucleotide messenger RNA. RefSeq lists its product as uncharacterized. The transcript has a single exon. The record is from RefSeq and is a predicted model, not a curated record. Gene Ontology annotation, molecular function: serine-type endopeptidase activity. The coding region runs from base 1 to 1524 and encodes 507 amino acids. Lineage: Eukaryota; Fungi; Ascomycota; Eurotiomycetes; Onygenales; Arthrodermataceae. Gene Ontology annotation, biological process: proteolysis. Gene Ontology annotation, cellular component: membrane.
AUGGCUGCCAACGAAUACUACAACAACAGCUACUCGCAGAAGCCUCAUCCAGCUCUGCCUCACGAUAACGACACUCACGGUGACUCAUGGGGCCACCAGCAGCCCUCGUCUCCGACCCUAGUGGCUGGAGGAUACUCUCACAGCUACGACAACGGCGGCAGAUACGGCCACUACCACUCCAAUUCAGACAACGACCUGGGGGAGAGCCGGAUGGGCCAUAACAAUGACUACUACUCAGAAGACAUUCCGCUCAAGUCAAACGCAGCUAACAACAAGCCUGAGUGGGCGGACGAUACGAGAUACCAUCCUUCUCCUCACGACCUGCCGACCGAACCUUUGAACCUCAGUGAUCCCGUCAGACGGCCGUCUCGAAGGAGGAAGCAUGGUUACUUUGCAAAGAAGAUCCCUUGGGUUACCCAUAUAACAUCUCUGGUGCAGAUCAUCAUAUUCAUAGUCGAAAUUGUUAAAAAUGGUAUGUCUCAUUUUAUAUAUAUAUACCCUCUACUGGUUUUUGUCAAUCUGACUCUGCUAACACUCCAUUCAGCCCAGUUAACAGGAUCUCCCAUCAUGACAAAACCCUCCUUCAACCCCAUGAUCGGCCCAUCGCCCUAUGUCCAGAUAAACCUAGGAGCCAGAUUCGUUCCUUGCAUGCGUAAUGUGGAUAAACUCCAAAACAACCCAAAUACCGUCUUCUUCCCAUGCCCAAACGCGACCACCACGGAUGCCAAAUGUACUCUCUCCGAGCUCUGCGGAUUUGACGGAGUGCCUAAUCCAAAACCAAACGGAAGCCUCGAUGAUAAACCUGAACCAAACCAGUGGUUCCGUUUCAUUGUACCCAUGUUCCUACAUGCUGGUCUUGUGCAUAUUGGUUUCAACCUCUUUGCACAGCUGAGCAUCGGCGCCGAUAUGGAGAGGACUAUCGGUUGGUGGAGAUACGCGAUUGUCUAUUUCUCCAGCGGGAUAUUCGGUUUCGUUCUGGGUGGAAAUUUUGCAGCUCCCGCCAUUGCUUCUACGGGAGCAUCCGGCUGCCUCUUUGGCAUCUUCGCCCUCUGUGUUCUUGACCUCUUCUACACCUGGGGCAAGAAGCAGAGACCAUGGGUCGACCUGACGUUCAUGGUAAUCACGGUAGCAAUCUCAUUUGUUCUGGGGCUGCUCCCUGGCUUGGAUAACUUCUCCCAUAUUGGCGGUUUCCUUACCGGGUUAGUACUAGGAAUCUGCAUCCUUCGAUCACCAGACACCUUGCGAGAACGCAUUGGAGUCAAGACUCCUUACGUCUCCAUGGGUGGUAACCUCGGAGUCGAUGAAGAUCAGAAGAAGUUUUUCAAGCAACCAGUCACCUUUUUCCAGGGUCGUAAACCACUGUGGUGGGGAUGGUGGCUGCUCAGAGCUGGUGCCCUGAUUGGGAUCAUCGUCUCUUUUAUUGUCCUUCUCAACAACUUUUACAAGUACCGCACCACAUGCUCAUGGUGCAAGUACUUGUCAUGCUUGGUAUGUUCCAUUGCCUCAACCAUUUCUUUCUCUUGA